Messenger RNA from Pezoporus flaviventris, 1608 nucleotides. RefSeq names its product nudix hydrolase 12 (gene NUDT12). NCBI's taxonomy places the organism in Eukaryota, Metazoa, Chordata, Aves, Psittaciformes, Psittacidae. Gene Ontology annotation, biological process: NAD+ catabolic process; NADP+ catabolic process. Gene Ontology annotation, cellular component: cytosol. The record is from RefSeq and is a predicted model, not a curated record. The transcript has 7 exons. Bases 99 to 1493 code for a protein of 464 amino acids. Gene Ontology annotation, molecular function: NADH pyrophosphatase activity; metal ion binding; protein binding.
GGCCGCAGGGGCGGAGCGGGUAGAAGCCGCUUAUCGCCCCUGAGACAGAAGAGCUUUUGGAGAUUGGUUGGUGUGGAGAUUGAGCUCACGUUGCUGCAAUGACAGACUUUGAAAAGAACCUCCAUCGGGACAUGAUUUCCCAGCUGCAAAAUUUUGCUGCUGUUGGAGAUGCAGCCAGAUUGAAAACGUUGCUCAGCAUUUAUCCGUCACUCAUCAAUGCAGCUGCAGAUAAUGGCUGGACAGCCCUGAUGUAUGGUGCCAGAAAUGGACACCUUGAGGUCGUGCAGAUUCUUCUUGCAGAAGGGUGUGACAGGACCAUUGUGAAUAAAUCAAGACAGACAGCUCUAGACAUUGCUAAAUUUUGCGGGUACAAGCACAUAGCUAAUUUGUUGGCUAAUGUGAAGGGUGGGCAGAGGCCUACUUUUCUGUCAAAUGAAGCAGAGGAAUAUGAAAAUUAUUUUGGCUUGACACUUCUGGACAGAAGGAGUGAUAAAAGAACAGAUACCAAGUGGCUAAGCAAAAAACAAAGCCAUCCAACUGCAGUGUACAUUCUCUUCUCAAAUCUAAGUCCUUUGGUUACUUUGGGUGGGGGAACAGAGAGCUCUCAGCAGUCAAAAGUAAAGCUUUGCAGGCUAUGCUACAAGGAUGUGGAGCAGUACAUGAAUCAAACUGAAGACAGAACCUUGAUUUUUCUGGGAGUUGAACUUCAGUUCCACAUGAACCUGCUGGCUGCUUGCAAUGGAAGAAUUCUGCAAGAGGAUGAAGAGGAUGGGUUAGGUGCUUGGUUUGCUCUUAGCAUAGAUUCUGCUUCAGCUGAAGAAUUUAAACAGAAGCAUGAGGACUGUUCCUUUCUUCACCCACCAAUGCCAGCACUGCUGCAGCUACCUGAAAGAGAAGCUGGAGUAGUAGCCCAGGCUAGAUCUGUUCUAGCAUGGCACAGCCGCUACCAAUUCUGCCCAACAUGUGGGAGUGCAACCAAGAUUGAAGAAGCGGGUUACAAGAAAACUUGUUUAAAAAAAGAUUGUCCCAGUCUUCAAGGUGUUCACAACACAUCAUAUCCAAGAGUUGAUCCUGUUGUAAUAAUGCAAGUCAUCCAUCCAGAUGGCAACCACUGCCUUUUAGGUAGGCAGAAGAGGUUUCCCCCAGGAAUGUUUACCUGUCUUGCUGGAUUUGUAGAACCUGGUGAAACAAUAGAAGAUGUUGUCCAAAGAAAAGUAGAAGAGGAGGCUGGAGUAAAAAUUGGCCGUGUUCAGUAUGUCUCUUGUCAGCCAUGGCCAAUGCCCUCCUCCUUAAUGAUUGGCUGCUUAGCUGUUGCAGUGUCUACAGAAAUUAAAGUUGACAAGAAUGAAAUAGAGGAUGCCAGCUGGUUCACUAGAGAACAGGUCAUGGAAGUUCUUGUCAAAGGAAACCAGCGGUCAUUCUUUGUACCACUGAGUCAAGCUAUUGCACACCAGUUGAUAAAACAUUGGAUUGGAAUAAAUGCUAAUCUUUAAUUCUAAUAAGUGAUUUACUGCUGUUAAGCUCUGAAUGUUUGAUUUGGCCUUUUCUGUCCACCACUGGAAUGAGUCACAGCAUUACUAAAAGGCCUGACCUUCCCUCCUGUUUGAA